This is a messenger RNA of Paramuricea clavata, 13890 nucleotides long. Lineage: Eukaryota; Metazoa; Cnidaria; Anthozoa; Malacalcyonacea; Plexauridae. The record is from the annotation of a GenBank genome assembly.
AGAAUGGUAAAACUUGAUCCAGUAUUGUUUUCCGUUGUUCAUAAGAAGGGAGAAGAUAAUUAUGAUUCUCUUUCAUGGGACGAACUUUUCAAAAGGUUUGUCGGAUAAGCUAUGAAAUUCAGACAAAUCAUCGCAUUAGAGAAGAUAAAAUCAAUCGUCAUUCUUUUUUCUCCCAAAAAUAAAUUUCAACCAAUUAAGGUAAUCAUAGCCUCCUGCGCAGAGGCCUCGGCCACUAACAACGUCUGCGCAGGAGGCUAGAUAAUCAUUGCUGCCGUGUAGAAGACUUUCAGUUUUACGAAAUGUAAAUAUAAUUCUCUUUGAGAAAUUAAACCUUAAAAAUACUGGAGUUUGUGGUAGAUUUAGCAAAGAAGAGUGACUAGCCUCGUUUCGGUGCUUUCCAUAAAGGGCUUGCAUGGAUUGUUUUCAAUCUUAAAGCCUUACACUUUGCUCCAAAUAGCAGUCUCUGCUGAAAUUUAAAAAGCCGAGACGAAGUCGAGGUUUUUAUUCACGAUAAUCACCGAGCCUGAGGUGAAUAAUUGUUUUAGUAUAAUUUCAUAGGUGAUUAUUUGGGAAAAAAUAACAAAAGGCAUAUUUCUUCGUCAUUUAAUUGACAAAACUGCUUCGGCCGCCAUUUCCAAAAUCGCUUUAUACCGGGCAACCAAUCAGUGUGGAGAAUUUUCAAUAAUCACCUAUGUAAUUAUACUAAUUUAUAUUAUUACUUUUAUUAGAAUUAUUGAUCGCAUGAAUCCUUGUCAUGUUGUGACAUUUAACGGACAAGCGCCAAUUACCAGGUAACUAGAAAUGCAUUAUUUUGUCCCCAACUAGCCUCGAUCUCGUGUAAAUUUCCAUACAUUUCCGGUGUAUUUUGUUAGCGCCAAUGCCACAGUUUAAAACCAACUUUAGUAUCCCCUAACUUUGUCCCGCUCUUUCCGUUUACCGUACUUAUGCAAUUCUAAUAUACGUGUGUACGAAAGGUCUCUAAAGCCCGGAUUAAACGAGGAUGGGAGUGUAUGAGAGUUGGCAGUCAUGACGUUGGCUGUUCUUCAUGCUUACCCAGCAGUAUACUGUAUUUUGUUUAAAACAUAGUUGUAACACUCAUCAAUUUGAACCUUUAUUUUGUUCAUCUAGAGCUUGAAAUGUUCCCCGUAACAAUGCGUGACUGUCAACUCUCGUUCGCCCGGGGCUUAAUUCAAUGCAAUGCUGUUGAGAACAACCAUUCGAAUUGUAGUUUAAUCCCCUUACGUACAAUUGUUCAUGCUUUUAGAAAAGGUAAACUUGAACUUAUUGAAGUCAAAUUGGAACAACGUAUGGGCAAUAAAAAGGUAUGGGAUUGCCCAUAGCGUCUUAUAUUAAUUUGGAGAUAGUUGUAAGUCGUUAACACUUCUUAUUAAGGACCGUGAGACACCACAAUCUAGUGACCGCUCCUAAUAGUAGUAGAUACUCCAUCAUCUAACUUAUUGUGCUGCAAACAUGCAGUACUGUAGCAACACACGUAUCGCUCACGUCUGAUACAAGUAUAAUGUCUCAAAACAUCGAGCUUACAUUACAAAGUAUUUCAAUACUUUAGGUUACUCUGGUUCACAAUCUGGAAUAUUACGGUAUUGAUCCAGGAGAAUUUUCUCAUAAACUGCAACUCAAAGCUGCCUCAAGCACUUCAGGUACUUCGUGACUGUAUCAAUAUUUCCUUUCUGUAAUGGCUUUAGAGGUUACGAUACGACGGAAUAUAAAUUUUCUCUGAUGCAUGCAUAUUUGAUCAGAUUUUUUCAUUUCUUUCACAGUAAACUCGUGUCUGCUUCGAAAGUAUACGCGUACGCUGAUUAUUCGAGAAUACCCAUACCCAUAAGUCGGAACUGGGGUGACCUCUCUUUUAUGUCAGGAAAUCUGUCAUUUCGAUUCUCUUUGUAGCCUGUAUGUAGUCCCAGACCGCACCAAGAAUAUUUGUGUUGUAUCUUCUUAGGACGUGGUUUACACUAGCAAUUUUGUCGGCGAUUUUGUGUUUCUGGUGGAUGUAAAUGAGUGAACUUGCACACAAAAAUAUAGAGUCACUUUUCAGAAGUGACUUUUGCAUGUCAAUCACAUUUGCCAGGAGGGGAAAAAUCGCCGACAAAAUUGCCAGUGUGAACCAGGCCUAGCCUGUUAGUAUAUGAGUUAACCGCGGGACACUCGCCUGAUUGAGAUCUGCAUGCCCUUUGCUAAAGUUUAUAAAAUUCAAUUUGUGUUCAUACAGUAUGAGAAACGAGCCAGCCCAGCGUGUGUGGGAUCUCGGUUAAGUGGGAUAAAAUUUUCGAUAUGAACUUUUCUAAUCAUUCCACCUGACCGGGAUGGACGUUUUUGCUGAUUUUGAGCGGCAUGUCCAGAAAAUAAAAACAAAAUAUAAACAUUAAUAUAGACCCAAACGUCACUAUUAAAUUUGUAAUACAACCGAGAGUUUGUUGAUAUUAUGUGGGAUAAAAGCAGCCAUAUAUGAACACAGAAAUAAUUCCCCCACUCAUAGUGAGUUUCUCAGUUAACCAGGCUCAUACGAAUUAGUCCUUGGACGAUAUGUUGGUCUUCAUGGAUUUUUGGGCUCACUCGAAAUACGCUAAUUCCCUGUCCGUGAAAUGGACACUUUAACUGCUGGGGGUUGGAAUACACGGGAACCUCUGAGGAUGAGAGGGUUUCAGUGUCAGUUGAAACUGUUUUUGAUGCUUACUUUUUCAUUACUAGUUUCACAAUUACCAGGAAAAUCUAAUCCAGGUCAACAAGUUCUAAUUCAAGGAAAUCAAAUUUUGCAUGUGGCUAGAACGUUGCAAGGUAAAGUUAUAUAUUAUGUUCUUUGUCAGGCGAAACGAUAAGUCACAUGUCCAUACAAUAUGUCAAUAUCUAAAUAUCUGAAAAUAUCAAUAUCGUUUUAUAGAUGACUAUCAGAUAGCAGCCAAAUAUAUCAAUGGACUAGAUAAACUUAAACAGUCUAAGAAUAAAAGGAAAUAAUGGACGGGAUUUGAAUGUAAGUUUUCUGUAAGUAUUAUAAAGUGGAAAGAGAAUAUAUUUAAUACAAUUCGCUUUGUUUUCAUCAAAAUAAUCGCAAGGCAGCCAAAUAUACUACUAUGCUUGAACAGUACAGCAUUAUGGUGGGUUGAGAAGAAGGUAUAUCCAGCCAUAUAUAUGACGGACGUAUGUAACUCGGUGGAUUCAUUGUUACAGUUUGUUUCACAGUUAUUCAGCUAUCAUUGAAAGGUUUUCAUUUCUUUCGUAAUCAGCAUUUUUCUGGCUUUCUUCACUGAACAUUUGGUGUCCCUUCACUGAACAAGUCCCGGUUACACUUGCAACUAUUGCCGCGAUUUCAAGUGUGAUUUUCUUCUUGUGAUGGAUGUGAAAGAGUAGAUGAGUUCAUGCACCCUCAUCUAAACAUUCAUAACUCAUCCACUCGUUCACAUCCAUCAGGAGAAGAAGAUCGCGGCAAAAAUUGCAAGUGUAAACGUGCCUUAAGAUUAGUUGCGCAUUGUCCAAUCUACCAGAACGCACGUGUAUCAUGUGAUGUAACCUUAAGCAUGAAGGAUUCAUCUAUGUUGUUUUGUUAUACAGAUGAGAUUACAAAUAUUAUAAUACAGUAAAAAUAUAAAAAGAUCAAGUCUGAGUGCAGCAUUCCAAUACAUGUAGGAUUGCUGCCGUUAGUAACAGUCUGUUCGUAUUGCGAAUCAGAUUUUCCUAAAAUAGAUUGUCUUAUAUUUGGUUUCUCUGAGCACCGCCCAGGACAAAACUGCUUACAUUCAGGACAACGUAAUGUUCCAAUUAUUGACCACUGUCCUAAAGUACUAUUGAUGUGUAAAACAUGUCCUCUCUUCGUACAUUUGUAUUUCGUUCCUGCAACAAUAAUGUAAAGUGUCUCAUCUGAACAUGAGUAUUUGUAACAACCACUACCCCAGUCCAACAUGGUACGAGUCAGACGUCCCUUCUGUGCACUCCAUUGGCUGGCCUGCUCUACACACUUGGAUUCCGAACCGUAACUUUCUAAAGCGUAAUUAUCAAAAUAGUCGGGGCUAUUAUCCGGCAUAUGACACGCUGUUUCUCUGGCUUUUUGAUCAGAGUUUGUCAAACUAAACUUUUGAUAAAACGGGCAGUAAUCUGCAAGGCCGACAGAUCCACCAAACGCUCUUGUAUCUGUUAUAAGAGAUUUUAAAGCGUCGUUUCUAGACAGGUGGUUGAAAUAUUGAUAUUCUCUUGGUAGAGCGCUCGAGUAUUUCUCAAGAUUACAUAGCGCUACUGCAUCAUUACUAUGUGUACAACGAGUGUGUAAUGGGGUUUGUUUGGUUUGGAAACAAAAUGGCGAAGGAGAAUCAUUAUUCUUAAGUUGACUUCUCAUCCAGGUUCGACAGCUGCGUUUGGCAAACAUGCAACCAAGAUUUCUCCCCCAAUCUAAAUCCUCUGCCAUCCUGUAGUUCACCUUAUACCACCCUGUAUCCUCCAUCAAUGCCAGUGUCAUCCGAGAGAACACUGGAUUCUGAGUAUAUGUUCCUGUCAUUGCCUCGUUUUCAAACACUCGCUUUUCCCAAUGUGUCCAUCGUGUUCCAGUACGCCCCUGGUUCUCAAUCUCUGCUCCUUCUAAAGAGCUACACCGGAAGUGUUUUCUCACUUCAUGUUUAACUUUUGGAGUCACUAUCAUCAAUACUUCAUGUUCUACUAGUCCAUGCGCUGUUUCCCAGUCUUUCCGUGUUAUUUCCCUGACAAUAUUUCCACUCCAUUGAUAUAAGUUUGUAUUGUUAUUAUAGCUAGGUAGACCAAAUGCGUUUCUCCGUGUCAAUGGUCGACCCAAUCCAUCUCUAUAAAAUGCAUAAAGACCUGCGCUGAAACCAAGGGCAUGAAAAAUCUCGUGUUUAAUGGUUGCUAAGAGACCAGGAUAAUGACGUGGAUCAGUUUGUAUUUCACCAGGACAAAUAUUAGCAAAGCCAGCAAUAGGUCUAUCCAGCGAAUGCUCUUGUUGACAAUAGGAUGCAUAAGCAACCGCUUUUGUCUCUCUGCAAUGUUGUGUCUGUAACGACGAUACAUACAGGAUAAAAUCUUUAUGUUUUAUGCCUUCUAUAUUUUCUUUGUUUUGUGACUGACAUUGUGAGCCAUGUUCAUCGCAUGUUCUACAUAUGUCUAGAUGUUGCUGUGGUAUUGUAACAGGACCACAGUAUGUUUUUACACACGCUUUCUUACAAAAUAUUGUACUUCCUUUACUUUUCCCUUCCUUGUCUUUGAGAAAAUACGAGCGUUUACGGCACAUGUGCUGAAGACGAAUUGGCUGUUUUGAUGCUUUUACUUUAAGAGUUUUAUGAAAAUAAUCUAGAGCUUCUGUGAUUAACUUUUGAAUGAUUAAGUUUCUUUUUGUUUGAUCUAAUUGAUGAAGACUUGUGUCAAAUGUCACGUGAAAGCGCAUAUGUUGUGUGGGAGAUUGGGUACGAAGUGAAAGAACAGGUCCGCUAGGCACGUGAUGUACCAUAUCGUCUUUGGUCGGGAUCCAUUGGCGGGCAUGCGCAGAACCAAAGCACCAAAUGAAUAAAUAAAUGCAAUAUAUCCAGUUCGAAAUGCGUUUUCUUUUACAAACGUUGCGUUGAACUAGAAAAAGUUUAAAUAAUGUUAAUAUUGCGUUGUACUGUACUCUAUUCUACUCUACUCUACUCUACUCUACUCUACUCUACUUAAGUCUUAACUAAUUGUAUUGUAUUGUAUUGUAUUGUAUUGUAUUGUAUUGUAUUGUAUUGUAUUGUAUUGUAUUGUAAUGUAUGUACAUAUUCUUAUAAAUUAACUUUAUUUAAUGUAACAAUUGUUAAAGAGCCCACAUGUGUAUAUACUGUUGUGGUGACCCUGCCACUCGUAUAUUUUUAGUGGCGAAGUUUAAUAAAUAAAUAUUGCACGUAAUGAACAUGAGAACCAUGAGUUUAUAUCUGAUAAUAAAAGGUCCUGUGGAUAUAAAUGAGCCUUUCUGGACUAUAUUCUAUUAACUGGAAAGCUCCAACAAGGGCAAAAUCUUACUGGCAAGUCACUAUAGAUUAUAGGAAAACUGUAGUAUAAAGAAAUUUCGGAUUGAUGGGGAUGCAACUAAAUAAUACAAGGAGAAUUUGAGCGAAGGCCGUUCGUCGGAGUUCUCCUUGUAUUUUUCAGGUAGUUGUAUCCUUAAUAUCAACCCGAAGUUUCCUUAUUAUUGUCACUACAUACACUCAUGGGACAGACCUUUCAAGAUUAUAAACUGUGGUAUAUACUGUUGAGUUCGAUUCAAACUAAAAGCACCAUGUUGCACCAUGCAGUUUCCUCAUGGCAUCCGAGGUGAAAUUAUAGUUAAUUGGAUAACCGCAUGCGCAAUGAAGUUCCUGUAGUACCCAGACUGCAGAAGUGAGAUGCAACUGUGCCACCAAAACGAUUCUUAAAAUCUUCUGCUUAAAUAUUUCUGAGUGUAGAUUUGUAGGAAUGAAUUGCGAGAUUAUCUAACUAUAUAUACAACGGUCAACUUGAGAAUCUGUGUACGUUGAGAAUUUGUCUCAGGCCUCCACUCAACCUCGUUCCCAUGCCUGUGAACGAGGUUGGCCUCCACAGAGACAAAUUCUCAAACUACAUAGAUUCUCAAGUUCGGUACUACUGCGUUUCCUUCGCUCGGCGAAAAUUUCUGUGGAGAAGAAAGGGCACUGCACAUUACCGCAAACAAGAAUGAGCUCAUUCAUAAGUUAACUUGUUACUUCAUCAAGUAAAACAUGUUCUCUUAAACUUUAGUGUCUCUCGUUCAGCCUGUUUAAGCAAUAUUUAUUCGGAGUAGAGAUCAGUUCUUUGAUGUUUGGUACCCGCCAGCUAUUGUAAACAUUACCUGUUGUUUUGUCGUUCCUCCAAAAAUCUUUAGCUCUUUCUUCUUGCAAAGACGUGAAAUCAAGGAUCACCGUCAUUGAUAAGAAUAAAACUGAAACAAAAAGAUUUGUAAAAUGCAGUUUUGGUCAAGUAUUUUUAUCUUUAUGCAUGGGUAGAAGUUACAAUGAUGUUGAGCGAUCAUUUUGUUGACUUUGUUAUAUACAAAUCUGUUCCACAAUGGCGCACAUAAACAAAUUACUUGAUGUUAUAUAUUGCGUUACGACAUUUUUCACUUUCUCUGUUUAUGGUCUAAAUGUCGGGACUAGUCUUAUGACAUGCGAUCUAUCAAUGUUAAGAAGAAAUUAUCUUGUAGAGACUUGUAUAUAUACUACAGUUUAGACUAUAAUAAUUACUGACAUUAAUAAUUCAAAAUAAGUAAUAUAUAAUCUUUGAACCGUUAUAUUUAGUAGUGAUUGUUUUUAAGAAGUUUACUAAAGAAAGUGAUUAUUUCAGUAUUCUUUAAAAGUAAGAGAGUUAAAUUUCAGUUUAUAUUUACCAACUCUCCUGAUCUCUGUUCGUUUCCAGUGCAGUAGACGUGAAAUGAUCAAACCAGCAGGAUAGGCAGCCAACCGCGAUAAUAAGCACGAAGAAUAGCAAGAACAAAUAAAAGCAAAAGUUCAAGGAAAAACAGAACAACAUUUAUACAACCGUCCAUGUGAUUUUGGACAAAAUAUUGUUGAUGAACAAACAUAUAGUCAUAGUACACAAUAUUUAACACAAAAAUAUCUAAGCCUAAAUUUUCAUGUUACGUCAUGUUGUCUUCAAGAUUAAAAUAGAAAUGAAGAAAUAUCUUAAUUUAUCUAGCAUAUAUAAAAAUUGACCGUGUCUUCUGCAGAUAAAAUCUUCAUAUAGAAGCCCCCCCCCCCCUUUAUUUUCCGUAGUAUUACGUAUACAUCACGACUCUUAAUUUUACACUGAGUGUACAAUAUUAUGAUAGGUUUCAUUUCGUUUUGUACAAACACCGCUUAAAUGUAUUUGUCAAAUCUUUAAUUCGAUCCAUAAGCCAGGGCUACAAAACAAUGAAAGUUAUUUCACCAUGCAAACAUAUAAGGAACUUUUUCUGCUAUAUGCAGACAAUUUACGUACCGAGAACCGAGGGCAAGGGCGUCUUGCUUCCGCCGUUGCAUCAAGUGUCCUGGGUACGAGUUUGGAAUCGCACUUGCCAGGGGCCCGGAGACGACUCCAGGAAGGGCAAUUUUCACCAAAUCUCAAGUCCAGGAGAUUCAAAGUUCCAGAUAAUGUUUGACUGGUUUCUGGCCAAUGAAGUCCAUGAAAUGCGAGGAUGGCGCUAAUUUUGCGUCUUUGAGAGCCUAGGAUUGCAUUUCAUGCGUUUUCUGGUAUGAUCUAAGGAUAACUGUUCCAUCAAAUAAGUAACGCAUCUUUUAUAUAGUGACUUUUCCCACUGCCUAUUCGUUCCGGUGGUCCUGUUAUAUAUACUUGUAAAUAUUUAUCCAUUUAACUGAAGAAAAUAUCAAAUUUCGGAAAUAUUUUUUGUCCCAAAUUUGACCUUCCCGAUAUCGUUCGAUAAUCCGGGAAAACGUCGAAUAAUGCGAUUCGAUAAAAAAUUCUGCAUUAGAGCAAAUCACCUGUUCAUGGAAGCCUAUGAUAUCUUUGCUCGUAAUUGAACUACUUUCAUGAAUUUCACGAAAAAUCUCAAAAUCUUUUGCGAAUAAAAUACUAUAUCCUGCUUCUUUAAGCGGAGAAAACCAUGUUAAAUUCGCUUCAUCUGUGGCAAUAUACAGUUUGUUAGAGUACUGUAGUGCAUUCGCCUUUGUUAACUGUAAUAACCAGUGUUGAAUACUCAAACCUAGGCCAGUUUUAUGAUUAUUUCUGCGCACGUGAAUAGCGUUAAAAGGUUUUCCAAUGGCGGAUUCAAUUCUUGCAACGUUAUAUAGUACCUCUGGUGAUGGUUGUAUCCAGUCAAUCAGUGCUUUUUGCGCGCUUAAAGCUCUUUUGUAAUCUGUAAAGAAUAUAUGCCGAACAAAUAACGACCCUUUUUCGAAGUAAAUUAUGUCUUCUUGUCGUUUGCGCAACUCAGGUAAAAAUUCCCAGACCCCCAGUUCAUUUUCUGUUUUCUCUGGGCAAACUUGACGAUAUUUAGCAAUCUUUUUGAAAUUCUGACUGUAUUUUUUAAAAUUUAGACUUAGUCUGCCUGUAUUAAAUCUAGCAGGUAUUUUAUCAACCCAAGCAUGAGCUAGACCAUUGUGGCAGACUACAUACCACGAACUAGUAUUAUAUUUCUUUAAAAAAUCAUGAUGGUUUGAAGUUAUCUCUUGUACAGAGAGCAAUGAUGAGAGUUUGUCAAGAUCAAUAAGUUUCGAGACGGAAACCAACUCGUUUGUUGUGAGCAUGUUGUAGAUGGUAUACCCCGCUGACUGGUUAUAUUGCGUCUUCAGUUCCAACAUGCGAUCGUGAGGAGCUAAUGGUUGGACAAGAAGUGUUCGUUUCAACAUGGCGGCUAUAAUCACAGCAUUUUCGAAAGCAAUUCUUUGAUUAUUCCAACCACCUCCAGGUGGUUGAUAAGAUAAAUACUGUUUAGAUUCGCUUCGUUUGUCUUUGUGUGGAAUUAUUUCGGUACCAAACGCUUUAUAUGGAACUUCGCCACUUGAAUUAAUUUCCCCAGCGCGUUCAUUGAUUCUCCAAGUUAUGAUAGCAAUAAGUGAUAGAAACGUGAUUGCUAUGAUUUGUUUUCGAUUAAUUCUAUUCAAACAGCGUUUAAUAGAACGUUGUAAAGGCAACAUAUCGUUGACUAGCCAUAAACCGUGUUUGCAGUUUGUCUGUAAAAUUAUUCAAAAUUUACAAAGCGACAUGUGAAUCUGUGUUGUCCAAUUUUAUUGCUAGAUUAUUAUAUUAUACUUUAAUUGCUACCGUUGCCCAUGCAUUCGAAAUAUGAUCAAUAGACGUUUCUCCCACGCCGGGGCCACGGCCAUAUUUGUCACAGUCGAGAAUGCUCCCCUCUAACAACGAUUGCAUUAUAUGGUGUUGUUUUAUCAUAGCUUUAAAACUGUAAAUAAUUCCAUUUUAAAUUCUUCGGUUUUACUCCGUUCAUUCAUACAUAAGAAUAUACAAAGAAUAUACAUGUAUUGUAAACAGGUGAUUUUCUUAAUGCUUAACUGAACUGGAGUGUAAAUUGUACUAUAUUUUGACCUGCUAAGUCAACAGGUGCAAAAACAGUCACAUUUAGUGAUUUUCCAGAACAUUGUUUCUUCGCUUUAAAGAAGAAAUCGAAGCAUCCACAAAAGCAAAGUAAUAGCAUUAAGAUAUAGAAAAGGAUAGUACACGAUACCCUAGUUUUGCUUUCACCUCUGCUGAAACCGGAUAAAUCAAGGUUAUGCUAAGUUCAUUCAUCCGUAACACGCAAUACACUUCGCAUGUUACACAGUACACAUUUUCUUUACAAUUCCACUACUAGUAAUCAUCCCUAUCGCCGCAUCGGCUACCUUUUUAAAUACAAUAAUGUUACCACAAAUUAAAUGAGAUGCAGCCUUAUAAAUAGUUUUCAGUUUUAGUUAACAUUUUACUCGUUAAAAACCGUUAGUUAUGUGUGUAUGAGUUUAUCCGCUGUUUGAUCAAGACAAAAUAAAGUAUUUGUUAUUGUUACGAAUGACUUCUUGACUCACUGGAGCUUUAUAAUUAAACAUACGUAAAAAUUAAUAAAACAGUUACAGCAUUGCCAUUAAAUGAAGGCGCUUUUGUUGUUUUUUUUUACUUUUCGAAACGUACUCGAGCUGAAACUUCAAAGAUUUCGGCCCGUAUUGUGUAAAAGAUUAAGUUAGCGUGUCCUAAAUAUAAAUAAAACUUAUUUGAAUGUCACAAUUCAGUGUUACAGUUCACAAGUGCCACAUCAUGAUCAAACUUACUGGAUCAAUAGUCCCAAUACUAGACAUUAAAUCAAACAGCGUAACUUUUUGAAUUUGGGGGGACAUCCCCUGUUAAUCAAUCUCGUUCCCCGAGCCUGCGAUCCUUAGGACGGAACGCGAGGCUCUGGGAUAAUCCGUUGCCGGAAGCCACGUUGUAACCAAUUUCCCCCGGCUUUAGGGUUAGGGUGUGGGGUUAGAGGUUAGGGAUUAGGGUUUGGAUUAGGAUUAACGUUUGGAUUAAUCGUAGACCCAUUACAACCCAAUACUUUAUUGCAUACAAUGGCAUUACAACGCCAAUAAAUUAUUGGUUACAACGUGCGGAACGGCUGGGAAGCCAGGAAUCCUGGCUAAGAUUGAACUACGCAUUCCAUUUCAACGGCCAAUCAGAUUCCUCCCUGAAACGGAUUAUCCCAGAGCCUCGCGUUCCUUCCAGAGGAUCGCAGGCUCGGGGAACGAGAUUGCCUGUUAAUGUGAGUCAUGCAUGCUGCUCCGUUGUUAUAAGCUCCAGGGAUUCUUCAGGUAAAUAGAAUUUUUCUUGGAUUUGUUAUGCAUUGAUGGUUGUCAGGAUUUUUUUCACGUUAACCCAUAAAGCGCCAGCUCUCUCUCCUUGAUGAGUAAAAUCGUCUGGCGUUAGAUUAAAAUAAUGUAGGACAGAAUACAAUUUAAUAUUGGGUUAAAUAAUCCUCAUUUCAAAAGUUCCUUGUUUCAACGGUUAAGCGCAUAGGUAAGCGCAUGCACCAGGGCGCUUAUUUUCAAUGGUUAAUUAUUGGCAACAUCUACUCUUUGCGUUGAAGUUACGUUUCGCUUCCAGCCUGGCCCCUAGGCCUCUUGGUACGCGUUCUCUCGUCACAGAAAAAUAAAAGGCGUGCACAGAGGACCAGGGGCGUAAGAACAAGGAGGGGAGGGGGGGGCAAGGCCUCCCAAGUUUUCAGAUGCCACAAAAAGUGCCCUCUCUCCGGUGGCAAAGUGCCUUUUGUUUAUUUUUCCUUCCCUCCCCCGUCGCCAACAUUUCCGGGAAAAUUUUUUUAGGUGCCCUUUUCAUUCCAAAAGUGCCCCUCGAAACCGGUACCUCCUCCCAACCUUUUGAUGCUUCCAACGCCCCUGCCAUGGACUUCGUCUGCAGCGCUCCUUUUUAUGUAAAAGACGAUACUGGUAAUAACGGAGAAUAUAUUUUAAUGCUUUCAAGUUGAAAAUGUAUUUAUUUCAGCAAAAAAGUCGAUUUUCGCUCGUUUCAAAAGUAUCUGGCCCUGCAUGCACAAAUUUCUCGCAGAAUGAGUAUGACUGAAAAACACAACUGCACAGGUUACAAAUAGCAUAGCGGAUUUCCCCCAUAUGUUUCCCUGAUUAAACCAGUAAAUUUGGUCAGGGACAUACUACCUUCAGUGACCGACUGGAUGAAACGCGGUUGCAUGCUUAUAAGUUAUAACGCAUUAGUUUGCAAAGGUUCAAUAACAAUAUCAGUAAAACAAAUUCACAAGUAUUCACUCGUAAUUAAUUCAAUCGUUGGUAAGAACCAGCGAAAUAUUUAUAGUUCCAUCAUUAUGUCUAGUAACUAAAGUCCAUCGUGAUGUCAUGAAAUAUAGACCAAGACAACCACACAGAGUGUUCAUUUGGCCUUGGCCGGCUUGGGAAUGAAUUUUACUCAGCUGAAAGAGAACGGAAUACCAGUAAGUUUAUAGUAACGAAUGUACUCAUUUGUUCCUUCAACAAAGAUGUCACCUUCAUUUGAAGGAACAAAUGAGUACAUUCGUUACUAACUUACUAGUAUGACAAAUAUAAUAUUGUGUUUGUACAACUUCUGACUGCUGCUUUGGAACAUUUCUAUUGUGUUCCUUAUUGGUGGGUUUCACUUGGCGGCACAAAAUUUUAAAAUUAAAGGUACAAUGCUGGAUGUGUAAUAUUUUUGGCAUAUCAUUACUAAUGACAUUACUAGUAUUCGCCUCGGUGUUCGCAAAAAUAUUUCAGUCGAUUCACCUAUUUCUCCUGGAGUUACGCAGCUUUGAAUUUUUUUUUCGAAUGCCGUUUAAACUAUGUGGCACAUAAUUAAAAAAAUUAUCGUUAAGGUUAAGACCUGACUUCUAAUAUGACCUCAAAAAGAAGCUAACAUUUUGGCUAAAUCUCGUUGUGAAGCGGCUCAAAUUUUUUUGUGAACAUUAUAGGAGUAACGAUAUUGUACCUAGCUUUAAUUUUAAAAUUUUGUGCCGCCAAGUGAAAGAAGGAAUUAGUGGAUCACCUACGUACAAUCACGUGCAAAAAUUACGAUACAAAGGUAUAUUUACUAUAUUGUCAGGUCAAAUAGACCUUUCCCCUUAUAACCAAAAUUUUGAUCUAGGCAAGUCUAGACAAAUAUUUCAUCACAGCUUGAAAGAGCAUCACAAAAUUAGUAAUAUUCCAAAGUUUCGUUGCGAAAUGUUGGAAAAUGAGGAAAAUAGAGCCUUGCGAAAUUUGCAAUUUUCAGUCAUUUUGCAUUACAAACGGGAAAUUGCAGCCCCAACACCCGAAUCGGAUGUCAAUUUCCCGUUUGUAAUACAAAAUGACUGAAAAACGGCAAACUUCGCAAGGCUAUAUUAUCCGCAUUUUACAAGAUUUUGCAACAAAACUUUGGAAUAUUACUAAUUUUGUGAUGCUCUUUCAAGCUGUGAUGAAAUUUUUGUCCAGAUCGAAAUUUUAGUUAUAAGGGGAAAGGUCCAUUUUGUUUUUCAACAUUGAAUUGGGGGGUAAUCACAGAAAUAAAACGAAAUAUCAAAAGUCUCAUUAUUUUUGCACGAGAUUGUAGGCUAUGGUUAUAUCGCACAUUUCUCCCAUAUAUAGUCAGAAAACAGAAUAUUGAGUAAUAAAAUAAAAUGAAUAUUCAAAAACGCGCAAGGAUUAAAGAAUCUACAACGAGGUAUAAACUUUGUUGAGUGCAUAUCUUUGUAAUUUAAUUAAUCUGUAUUCCAUUAGCAACCGCGCGCGGCGGAAUUUGGGAAAUUACGCACACGCAGUUGUGCUUGCGCUGAACUGUUUGUCUACGUCAUUUAAAUCAGGAAACUUUGCUGUUGUGGACUUGUCGUUGCCCAGCCUCUUGUAUCUGUGUUUGUGCCUGUAUUGUUUGUAUCAGUGUAUUGUAAAAACGUAUUUGUAUUAUGAUUUGUAUGUACUAAGCAAAAUUUAAAAUAAAAUGAACCGAAUUGUU